Molecule: messenger RNA, 189 nt
Organism: Protopolystoma xenopodis
Lineage: Eukaryota; Metazoa; Platyhelminthes; Monogenea; Polystomatidea; Polystomatidae
Source: the annotation of a GenBank genome assembly
GCCCAACGAGAUGCUGAGGCGGCUCGUGAUUUCAUCCUCAAGAUGUUUGUUGAGUUAAAUCCAGACCCCGAGAAGAUUAUAUACUCGCACUUCACCUGUGCAACAGACACCGAAAAUAUUAGGUUCGUGUUUGCCGCCGUCAAGGACACUAUUCUCCAACUGAAUUUGAAGGAGUACAACCUUGUCUAG